AAAUUAUUUACCGCUGCAACUAAAACGUAGAUAGUCUUAGAUAGCAUUCAAAUAUAGUUAUUAAAUAUAUCGGUAGACAAUUAGUAUGGAUGGUGACAGAUCGGAUAACAUGGUUGCAAGAAGUCGGCAUAAGAAGAAAGCAGGCCAAAAAGAAAAAAUGGAAACAAAUAAAAAGGAAAUCUUAAACGACAAAGCCAAAGCGGUCACUGGCGAUCGGGAACCAGCAGCAAAGCCUGAGAAUGAAAAUGAAAAGGCAUAGAAAAACUUGUUACUUGUUCUUGAGUUCUGAAUGUUCUUGAUAUUUCUCUAUUAGAUUGUAUUUGUAUUCUAUUUGAAGACUAAUUUUAAAGACUAAUUAGGCCUAAUUGCCUAAUUAUUAAGUCAGAAACUUCCUCAGUCCUCAGCUAGUGACUGGAAGAGUGAAAGUAGUAAGCUACUAAUACUAAUACUAUUACUAUGAAUUAGUUUAUUAAACAAACAAAAUGCAAAAUUUCUACACUACAAUGAUAUUAAUUGUUGCUUGAUCUUACUGACACUGUUAACUGGGGGGUGCUAAGCCAGUGCUUCUCAAAAUGGUGGUCCUACGAUCAAUCUCUGUCAUAAAGCCAAUCUUUGGCGUGCAGAAGGCAAAAAGGCGGAAAAAUAUCAGUUAGUAGGUCUGAAGUCUAAAUUGGGCUCCGGUUGCUGCUGCAAUGUAGAUGCAUACCUCCAGCCCAUUUUUACUGAAAUUUUGAGAAGUAAUUGUUUAAAAUAUUAAUAAAAUUUAGUUACAGUUACAGUUACAGCUACAGGAAAAUUGAAACCUGAAAAAUAAAAAAUUUGAUUGACAUUGAUUUGAUUCUUGGAUGUUCAUCACAAUAAUCACAUUCAUAAAAAUUGUCCAACUUAAUCAUGCAUCAAAAUCUUAGUUAACUGAGGCUGAUUUAGCAUCUCAAACACUUCAAAUAGACAGUGAGGAUUAUUACUAGAGGAAGGCAGGAAGGGGCUUGAAAUAUAAAUUUAGAUUCUGACUCAUUUUUGUGUAUCAUUCAUGUCAUAGUCAUAUAUCAUUUUUUUAAAUCUAAAUCUGCUUAAAAUCAUAUUAUUUUAGUGUGACACCUAGGGUUUGACUCUGAGAAUAAUUGGCACCUUAUAUAAAAGUAAAAGCUGAUAAAAUGCUUCUUAAAAUUGCCUUGAAGUUGCAUUUCUUAAAAAUCAGUUGAAAUAAAAUAUCAGAUUUACAAGAGAUAAUAAAAAGUUGAUAUGCAACAUCUGUUAUGUUUUUUUUUUCUUUCCAUUUAAUAAACUAUAUACUAACAAAUUGGCUAUUUAGACCUGGAGACGAAUGAGAGGUUGAGUUUAUAAAAAAAAUAGUGGCAAUUCUGACCUGGAUCCCUUGAGGCUAAAUGCCAUUCGAAUGUCAUUUGUUGUAGAUUAUUUUAGUUAAACUGAAGAAUUAAGUUUACAAACAUAUAGUCUAUUAUAGUUCAUUCAAUUAUCUUUAAUUUGAUACCAAAUUUUGUCUUACAAACCCAACAAUAAUAUUUUUUAAUAAACCCAACCUCUCACUCAUCCCGGGGCCGAAUAGCCGCUGCCAUAUACUAAUUCAAACAUUAUUUAUUUUUUAAAUUUCAGAGCACAUCUUUAACUGAUGUAAGUUCUAAACAACUGUUAGAAAAUGGGACAAAAUUGGAUUCCAAUGCUCAAGAUUUACGUGGCUCAUACUGGCUUACCCGGAUGGUUAUAGUUCGAUACAUGGGUUUCAUCUAUUGUAAUUUCCAUUUCAUCUCUAAAAUGUUUCAAUUUAAAAGUAUUUAAAAGUUAAAUCAGUUACUCAUAAGGUAAAUAAUAAAAAAAAUAAAAAAACUGGUACCUUUAAAGAUUUUGUGACUAGAAAUAUAGUCAUUCUUAUUUAAUAUAAUUCCUUAGUUUAUAUAUAAUUCCUUAGUUUAUCUUAUCAGUGGAGCAAUUGAACAAUGUCAUCUUUUGUGGUAAAGGGAGAACAUAAACGAUAUCACACAGCUAGAAAAUUGGGAGAGGGGUGUUCUAAAAUUGUGACAAUAUGUGAUCAGGGUGUCUAAAUAUUGUAACAUAUCUGUGGUGAUGGAGGGGUGGGGGUAAAACAAUGGCCAGACAAGUGUUACAUCAUUAAAGGAUGCCCCAUAGCUUGUAAUAGGACUAAAGUUCAUCUAUUAAUAUUGUUUAACUUGUAAUAUGGGUAAACUUGAUAUUGCACUUUUGUUCCAUUUGUAAUAUGGGUAAAGUCCAUCUAUUAAUUAAUUUUUUUUUGUUCAUAGUUGUGGCAUAUUCAGUUAGCCUUAACUCUAACAAGCAGCUGCUUGGAAAGGAUGGCCUGCUGCCUGCAAAUCAGUAUCUAAAUAAUAUUCGCAGUCACGUUGGGUCUUCAAGUUGGUGGUCACUCGUCUCAGCUGCACCAACACUUUUGUGGUUUGUAGAUUAUGAAACUCAUAUCGACUGGUGGCUUGACACAAUUGCAUGGGUUAGUACCAUAUUGACUUGUGACAGAGAUCAUAUUGAUAGGCAAAAAUUGUUUCAUUUACAUUGUUUCCUCAAAUCCUAGCAUAACUAAGAACUAUUAAGCUAUUUAAAUUUUUUUAAUAUAAAUCUUUGUGUGAAUAGGCAUACUUAGAAGAAAAAUUUUGAUGAAUUUUAUAAGUCAAAAUUCUCCUAUUUUUUCUCUACACCUUGAAAAAUGUAUUUUCAAACCUACAAAACAAUUGAAGACCUUAGUGCUAAAAUGAUGCAAUUCACAAAAUACCCAUUUUAAGAAAAUCCAGUUCAAAUAUUUUUUUUUCUAUAAAGUUUGAACAUUCUUAUUUUUUGGCUUGUUUAAAUAGGGGGCUUAUGGUACAUUUUAAUGUGUUCAAAUAUAUGUAGUACACUUUGCUAAGCCAAAUAAGAAAAGUUCACAGUUCAAAUUGAUUUUAACAAAAAUGUGACUUAAGUACUUUUAGCACAAGGAUCUUUAACUUUAAUUAUUCUAAAUUAUAGCCCAAAUGUUUUGGACUAUAAUAUUUAGGACUACUUGCAAUAAAAAUAUAAAAUUGUAAGGAUAGUUAAGGACAGUUUUUUUUCUUAUAUUUUCUAAACAAAAAUGAUUAAUUGUUGCAAUGUUCUUUAGGUUGGACUUGCCAUUGCAGUUUUCAUGAUGAUGACUGGUGCAGGGAACUGGCCACUACUUCUUUUAGAAUGGAUACUUUAUCAUUCACUGGUCAGUGUUGGGCAGCAAUGGUAAGUCUUAGGGUUGUCUCGUUUUAUUUAGCAGCUGAUUCAAGAUUUUAAUUCUUUACUUCACUUAAUAAAGGAGUCAGCAUCUAAAACUAUUCAAACAUUAUUAUACUGGAAUGUUGCCAUAAUUUCUAAAAAUCUCUACAUACUUUUAAACAAUUUUUUUUUAAAAAUCCUGUUCUAGAUGGAUUUUUCUUUCUCCUCAGGUUUUCAUUUGGUAAGUGUUUAAACUAAAGUUACUAUGGUAGAGUGUCUAAAUUACAAUCAUACGUGUGGCCACUAUUAAACUCUGAAAAAUUAGGCUCAUGAGGAAGUCAAAAGUUUGUAUGAAGCCUCUCUAAAUUAAGGAAAGGUGACUUUAUUUCAAAUAUCCAAAAGACUUUCAUUAUUUUACUAAAAAUGAAUACAAAAGUUCUACAUUUUUUAAAGUCAGCCUUCUUAUUUAUUUUUUCAAUCUUUGUACUGGUAUGUCACACAGGGUGGGAGAGCCAAGUGUUGGAGACUGGAUUCCUCACAACAUUUUUAUGUCCAUUGCUGUCUUUAGCAUCUGUCCCUAAAUCCACGCCACCUUCAAAGAUCAUCAUUUUUGCAUAUAGAUGGCUCAUUUUUAGAAUUAUGCUGGGAGCGGUAAGUGGUUAACUCUGUCUGCAUUGAAACGAUACCUUAUUUUCUCAACAGGAUUAAGUAAGCUUUUUAUACAGGGGCAACAAAAUUUUCAGAAUGAGUUUUUCAAUUUUUUCACAUGUAUUUAAUGUGUACACAUCCAGAUUUCUAUACCCUUCUAGUAAUUGCAGUACUACUAAUCUUAAAAGAUAUCAUCAUUAUAUUUUUAAUCAUAGAAAUAGGCAUGAGUAAUUUUUUUUAUGCCUUCUGUCUGGAUGAAUGUGGAAUUUGACAAAUUAUCACAAAUGUAGAGCACCAAAAAUUUAGUUUUAAAAGAAUGAUAUUGCAAGACAUUUUUUACAAAAAUUACUUUCUCUUCCCUUAGGGACUUAUAAAAAUAAGAGGUGAUAAGUGUUGGCAUGAUUUGACUUGUAUGAAUUAUCACUAUGAGGUUUGUAUUUAGCAUCACAGGAGUCUUAAAUUAAUUGAACAAAAUAAACUAUAAGUACCAUUAUCGGGGAAAUAAAAUUAUUCAUACUUGAAUAUGACAUUUUUUUCUAUGAUAAAAGACCUUCAGGUCUCUAGUGACUUCUGUAAUGUUUAUCUAAGAUACAUGGCACCCUUGCUAUUUUAAGAUUUAAAUUAUUCCAAGCUUAUGAACGUCUACAUUGCUACAUAUUUUUUGUUUCAAUCUUAGACUCAACCUGUGCCAAACCCACUGAGCUACUACUUGCACCAGUCACCAGAACCAAUCCACAAGUUUGAGGUUCUAUCCAAUCACUUCGUUGAACUCGUGGCACCUUUCUUGUUGCUGUUGCCGCUACGUAGACCGUGCAUGAUAGGGGGAGUGAUCCAAAUUAUUUUUCAGGCAAGGGUUAUAACUUAAAACUUUAAGUUCAUGUAUAGCAUUCAAAUGGUCUGUUAGGGCACAGUGCUGUUAACAGAUGUCUAUAUUAUCUUGGCGUUAAAAAAAAAAUUGCAGAAAUCUAUAACAGUAUCAAAAUGUUUGUUAAGGUGAACAAGUUUAAAAUUAUUUUAGAACAAAGGGGCAUCCUAUAGUUAAGAGGUUUUAAGUGUGGUCAGUGUGAUAAAUUAUAAAGGUAGAUCUAAGUGUAUUGCUACUUACAUUAUCACUCCCAGAACAUGGCUGGCAAAUUUAUAUUUUUAAAAUACUCUUGUUUGCAUUGCUGAACUCAAACCCUAAAACAAAAUUACAAUUAGACAAGAACUUCAACAACCUACUGGUGAUUACAAAAAAUAAUAACAAAGUAAUUUUUAUCCUUAAUUUUUUUUUUUAGGUUGUGCUAAUCAUCAGUGGCAAUUUAAGCUUCUUAAACUGGUUGACAAUUCUGCCCAGCCUGGCGUGUUUUGAUGAUGCAAGCCUCUCUUGGUUGUUUUCAAUGCCAGUCAAGUCAGCAGUUGGCCAGGUAAACCUACAGAGGAAGAACCAAAACAAGGGGCCUCUAAGUAAGUGCCAAAGUUGCUGUUAUGUAUUAAAAUGUUUGAAAAGAAUUUAUAAUUUUAAAUGGUCUAUAAAAAAUGGAACUAAAGUAAUAUUUUGAAUGAAAUAAUGUUUAUGAAAAAAAACUACACCUUAAAUAAAAGGAUAAUUAAUUCAUUGCGUAAUUAUUUUGAUGUCUACACAUCAAUUUUAUUAAUAACUUACAUAGUGGUUAGACAAGUGGUUAGAAUUUUGUACGAAAUUAUGAUGUAAAUCAAAUAAGCUGGUAUUUAGCUAAUUGUGAACCUGCUAUAAUAAGAUGUAAAUCAAAUAAAUUGGUAUUUAGCUAAUUGUGAACUUGCUAUAAUGAUUGAGAUCAAAGUUUAUGUACUGAUGUCAAACUGUAGUGUAACUUUUCAAAGAUUUGCAGUUUGCAACUGUCGAGAAAUCUUCCGAAAACAACUAUCACAAAUUAAGUUUAUUUUAUUAGUUAUUAACUUUGUGUAACUUUAGUAGGCCCACUGUAUGAUAUUUUAAAUUGUAUAAAAUCAGUGUUUAUUGAAUUUUUAUGUUUAUUGAUUCCAAAUUAAAUAAAGACUAUUUUUAUGUUUUGUGUUCAAGUUCAAAUACAGCUAUGUUGUAAACAAAAAUCGCUUUACAACAAAAUUUUAAUUGAUCUGUUGUUGUAUUAUCUUCUAUGUCAAAAGCCGGUGUAAUAAGAAAAGUGUUCAAUAUCAGCUUCGGACUACUUAUUGCCUACCUGAGCAUACCAGUUGUGCAAAACCUUCUCUCAACACGCCAGGCCAUGAAUACGUCGUUUGAUCCACUCCGGCUAGUAAACACCUAUGGAGCAUUUGGCAGGUUUGUGUGAAUUAGGCCAGCCAUACAAUUUGCACAUUAAGUUCCGGUACUAAUUUAAGGUACCCCUGUUUGAUGGCCUAGGUCGCCAAGAGCCUACUCAAGAAUCUUCAGAUGAAAUCUUGUGAUCGAUUACUGGUAGUUCUUUGUGAAGUUUAAGUUGAUUAACCAUAUUCCAAAGGUGUUGGUUGGCCCUAUUCCGUCGGUUGGCCCUACUCAGGCGGUUAGCCCUACUGAGAUUGUUGGUCCUACUCAAACGGUUGGUCCUACGUCAAUAUGGUUAACUCUGUGUUUUGCUUCUUCAGUUUGAUGGGAGACCAGCUAUGUUGUUUUCUUUAUUACCAAGCUACCACAGCAGCAGUAUGUUGUAGAUGACUAUUUCUUUGAACUUUGGCCUGUUUUUUUUUUUAUUUUGGUUACAUUUGAUGGUUUGGAUUUUUCAUACCCUUUUCCGAGUUGAUGUAUUCCAAGAAAUUUUCUAGUUUUAAAUUCUGAUAAAUCAAAGUGGACACACAAUACCACUUCUCUGAUAAUACUUCUGAGGACUUAACCUGCAAUAGAAAUACUUUAAUUUAUUAUAUUUUGUCACAUAUUAAAUUAUCACUUUUCUCUUCUGGUCCUGUCCAGCAUUACCAAGAAAAGGACAGAGGUAAUCUUCCAAGGAACUAACAGCUCCAAUCCUGAUUCGCCUGCUGCUGUCUGGGAGGAGUACCAGUUCAAUUGCAAACCAGGGGACGUAAGCCGCACACCUUGUGUCAUCUCCCCUUAUCACUACAGAUUAGAUUGGCUUAUGUGGUUUGCUGCAUUUCAAGUGAGUGAACUCAUUUCUUUAAAAAUUUUGUUUCUCUUUUACCUGUUUCCUCCUUUUUGCCCUAUUUUUUUUUUCUUUCACAUUUUAAAAACCAAAUUUCUGUUGUUUUCGUUAACUAGAACUAUAACCACAAUCCGUGGCUGGUGCACCUGGCUGCCAAGUUUCUUGUCAAUGAUGAAAAGACAGAAUCAUUAAUAGCCUACAAUCCCUUUCAUGGCCGACCUCCUCCAAAGUAAGUUAUUUAUUAGUGUUUUUUAUCAAGCAUUCACGUAGCAGGUUUAUUAAGAUACAAUAAGGUAUUUUUAUUGAUCCAAAUAAAUGGAAAUUUGAUUUUUUUUCAUUCAUCGUACCCAGUACAAAUUUUUUUCAGUCUUGCUAUUCCUUGUUUGAGUUUUUCGUUAUUCCUUAAAAUUAGUCUAUAUCAAGACUUCUGUUGAAUAUUUGUGCUGUAUGAAUAACUUUUGAGCACCUGAGUAUUAAAUAUUAAUGUUGAAUUUCUCAAUGUUUAAAGUCUUUGUGCAAAUUCUUUUAGCAAAAUACGGGACUUCUAUUCUUAAUCCAUUUAAUAACCAUCUUUACCUACACCAAACAGGGCGAAUUUGCAAAAUGUUUUGUGGCAUUCAAAGGAGUAACACAAUGCAAAAAAUAUUACCCACUGAGCUUCAGCUACAGGAAUAAUUUUUUUUUUAAAUUUAAUAAAUGAAUACGUUGAUGGUCCAUUUGAUUGAGAUUCUGGGCCAGAUCAUGUUUUGUAUCAGUCAACAUCAGAAUCUGAUUUGUAAAUAUGAGGGAUUAACAAUAGCCACACUAAAUUUUAGAUGAACCUCUUUGAUUAUUUUGAUAACAAAAUAUGCCGGAGGGUCUAAAUUCAUUGCUUGAUCUAAGCACUCUUGAAAGUUUACAUUGAAAGUGUAAAAUUAGAUUUUUAAUAAGCGGAUAGAUUUGUGUUUGUGUGUGUGCAAAGCGUCAUCACUCAAAUUGAAUUGCUUCUUUUUGUUAACUUAAAACUUAGUGAGUUAAUGUAAAGCAUUUAGUCUGUUUCAUGUAAAAAAAUAUAUAUAUCUAUAAUUUUUUACAAUUAUUUGAUCAGGUUUGUGAGAGCUGAACACUACCGGUACGUUUUCACCAAAAUCGGCUCCCCUGAAGCUAAAAGUGGACACUGGUGGAAGAGAAAAAGAAUAGGUUCCUACCUGCCACCUGUGUCACUUCAUGUGCUGUCCUCAACCUUGGCACAGAUGGGAUGGGCUGUGCCCAAAUUCACCAAAGGAUAAUUAUCCUAUCACUUAUCAACCAUAAACAUUUGAUAUGUUUGACUUUGAAGGGAUGAAGUUGUUGGCCAUGGUAUUGUACAAUCAUGCAAACUGUCUAAGUACAAGGAUCUGAAAUGUGUUCAAAGACCUCAACAGAUUAUUUUCUCUUUGCUGUUUUAUUUUAUGAGGCAUCUGUUUGAUUAAGGGAAACUUCAAGUAACAUUUCUGAUUUUGACAUUUAGAGGAUCCUUCCAAUGAAAGGAAAAUUAACAGGUGUGGCUGAUGGGGAGUCAAGCUUAAAGGCCAGCAUUUGUUGUGUGAUGGCCAUGCUUGUAAUGUCAUCUAAUUUAUCAUUUUAACAAUCAGGCUUUUAAAGUACAGAUAAAUUGUACUGUGAUCAUAGCAGGUGAAAGCGCUAUACAAUAAUUGAAAUUAUCUUGUAUUCUGAUUGGCAUAGAACAGUGUGUGUACACUUGGCUUCCUAAUUUAUUUGUUUAUUAUAUUUCUCUCCGAAAAUCAGUAUUCACCUAAGCAAAAUUCUGCUUCAUUUUUCUGUAGUUUUAUAAAAGUUUUAAUUAGUUUUAAUAGGUUUUAACUUGUUCAUUCCUUUACUACAGAAUGUGUUAUUUUCAAUUUGACAACAUGCAUACAUUUAAUUGACCCAGGGAUGAAAUAUACUCUUUUAAAUUGGUUAGAGGAAGAAAUUGUUCAAAUAAUAGCUGCAGAACAGUCAACUUGUUUUAAAAGUGUCCUUUAAAGAAAUUUUAAUACCGGUAUUAAUAUCCAUUGAGUCUCAGGUCUUGUAACUUUUCAUGCAUAAUUGAUGAUUGAAAUGAUCAUAUAGAACAGUAUAAAUGGCAACUAAUUGAUAUUUUACCAAAAUUAUAAGUAGUGUUACUUUUUUUUUUAAAAAAUAAAAAAAAAAAAAAAAAAAAACAAAUUUAAUAUUUAUUCCACAAGGCAAAUGCAUCUCCAUUUUCCGGACUCGGUUUGGUAAUAAAUUACGGUGCUGUAGGUACAUUGGAAGUUUCUUGAUGUCUUUAAUAACAUUGUUAAUAAAUGUUAAUUGAAUAAAAGAAAAUUUCUGAAAACAA
Molecule: messenger RNA, 9285 nt
Organism: Lymnaea stagnalis (great pond snail)
Lineage: Eukaryota; Metazoa; Mollusca; Gastropoda; Lymnaeidae
Source: the annotation of a GenBank genome assembly